Molecule: messenger RNA, 846 nt
Organism: Symbiodinium sp. CCMP2456
Lineage: Eukaryota; Dinophyceae; Suessiales; Symbiodiniaceae
Source: the annotation of a GenBank genome assembly
AUGGCCAAUCGAGUGAAGCUUUGUUUGUGCUGUUUAUUGCUUCCGCUGGCGGUGCAACAUGGAGGUCAGGUUCUGUCACCGUUGCCGGUGCGCGUUCUGCCGUAUGACCAGUGUGAGAGGCCAACCGGAUCCAGGAUGGUGCACUUCGUGCGACAUGGCCAAGCGGAGCACAACGUGGCAUUCUCAAAAGGAGGAUCUGGGCCACAACAUGUGGAUUCUAGGCUGACACAGUAUGGCGAGGAACAGGCAGAGGGCAUUGCGCGGACAUUGGAGAAAGAUGCCGACUGGCCCGAUAUCGUCCUAACAUCGCCUUUGAGGCGCUGCUUGAGAACUGCCCUUCUGGCCUUCCGGCCGAAGAUUGGUUGUGUUCUGGCUCUCGAGGAACUGCGCGAGCUGGUUUCAGCAUCGGCGCACAACUCGCGCCGCCCCGUUGAAGAGCUACAGGAGGAGUUCCCCCAGGUAGAUUUCUCCCGCAUCUCGACGUCUCAUGAUGGAAUAUGGCACCAAGAUAUGGUUCGCGAGUCGAGGGAGUCGUGUGCCAAGCGAGCCCAACGAUUCCUUCGGAGAGUUCAUACAGAGGAGCUGAUUUGCUCUGCGGAAAAGUUGGCGGUUGUGUCACAUUCGGGCUUUCUAUACCUUCUUGCGAAUUAUGGCCACGCCGCUCUUGACGGCAGCGUGGGAGGACAUGGAAGUUUCAAGGGUCCCGGUCCAGUUGGAAGGCCUGGUGCUACUCCGAUCCUGACAUAUCCAAGAGAUGCACCUUUGCUCGAGAGACACUUCCGGACAUGGUGGUCACAAGGCGAGCUGCGCUCGGUGGCUUUACAGCCUACAUGGCCUUCAUCUUGA